AUGGUGGAACAUAAUGGAAAGCACAGAAUUGUGUUUAACUGUUCAUUUGAAUACCAAGGACAGAGUCUGAAUGACUAUCUGUUACCAGGACCAACCCUCGGCCCCACACUUCUGGGAGUGCUUUUGCGCUUCCGACAGCACAGCAUUGCCAUUUCCAGUGACAUUAAAGGAAUGUUCCAUCAGGUCCGCCUGUUAUCUGAGGACAAACCUCUGUUAAGAUUUCUAUGGCGGGAUGUAAAAAUAAUGCAACCUCCUGAUGUGUUUGAAUGGCAAGUACUUCCAUUUGGCACUGUCUGUAGCCCAUGCUGUGCUGUCUAUGCAUUGCAGAGACACACAAAGGAGAAUACAACACCUGAUGAAGAAGCAAGGAGGGUUGUGGAGAACAACUUCUAUGUUGACAACUGCUUGUAUAGUCUGAGUUCUACAGAAAAGGCAAAGGAGUUAGUUGACAGGCUUCAGUCACUUCUUCUCUCAGGAGGAUUUGAACUCAGGCAAUGGGCAAGUAAUGUCCCUGAAGUUAUAGCUAAUCUGCCAGAGGAAGCCAGAAGUGGCAGUAAUGAGCAAUGGUUGGCCCAGAACAAUCUCGAACAGCAAGAAAUGGCACUCGGCCUGCGCUGGGAUUGUGAGAAAGAUGAGCUGGGUUACAGAUAUCGUGCAGUGCCAGAGAAAAGGCCAACAAUGCGCUACAUUUACAAAGUUCUGGCAAAACAGUAUGAUCCACUUGGUUUCAUUACACCCUUUACCACAAGAGCGAAGAUUAUUGUUCGGCAUUUAUGGGACAAGCAUAGAGAAUGGGACGACCCUCAUUUGCCCGAAGACCUCAUUAAGGCAUGGUACAAAUGGGAAGGAGAGCUGGAACACCUUCCCCGAAUAACCGGCGCCGUCGCAUACCUUCGUACUGAGAAAGCAGAUAGAAAUGUGGAAUCAGCUUUUGUGAUGGCGAGAUCCAGAGUAGCCCCCAAGCGACAGCAGAGCAUUCCAAGACUGGAACUGUGCGCUGCUCUGACUGGCGUUUUGUAUCAAGGCGAGGAAAACCAGCAGAAUUGCUCUCUGAUUGUGGGACAAAUUUCAAAGGAGGUGAACGAGAACUACAUGAAGCCUUUCAGAAGAUGUGUCCUUCAGUUCAAGACCACCUCUCCAAACAACAGAUAA
Molecule: messenger RNA, 1152 nt
Organism: Gambusia affinis (western mosquitofish)
Lineage: Eukaryota; Metazoa; Chordata; Actinopteri; Cyprinodontiformes; Poeciliidae
Exons: 3
Coding region: 1-1152 (383 amino acids)
Source: RefSeq, a predicted model, not a curated record